Molecule: messenger RNA, 300 nt
Organism: Fraxinus pennsylvanica
Lineage: Eukaryota; Viridiplantae; Streptophyta; Magnoliopsida; Lamiales; Oleaceae
Source: the annotation of a GenBank genome assembly
AUGCAAGCAGAGAGUUCAGAGGAGGUGCGAUCGGUGGCUGGAGCUACAGAUACUAGAGGGAAGCAUAGGAUUUCUGCUGAAUUGAAGAGACUUGAGCAAGAAACUCGUUUCUUGGAGGAAGAGCUGGAACAGCUUGAUAAAAUCGACAUAGCAUCAGCAGCUUGUAAGGAAAUGCUGAUGAACAUUGAAACCAAGCCUGAUCCACUUCUCCCACUAACGAAUGGUCCUACAAAUCCGACGUGGGACAGAUGGUUUGAAGGACUGCAAGAUUCUUCUGGCUGCAGAUGCUGGAUCUUAUGA